Zalophus californianus (California sea lion) is the source of this 2139-nucleotide messenger RNA. Its product is annotated as mitotic spindle assembly checkpoint protein MAD1. The record is from RefSeq and is a predicted model, not a curated record. Gene Ontology annotation, biological process: attachment of mitotic spindle microtubules to kinetochore; mitotic spindle assembly checkpoint signaling. The transcript has 11 exons. Gene Ontology annotation, cellular component: kinetochore; nuclear envelope; mitotic spindle. The coding region runs from base 229 to 1467 and encodes 412 amino acids. NCBI's taxonomy places the organism in Eukaryota, Metazoa, Chordata, Mammalia, Carnivora, Otariidae.
GGGCAGCUCACAGGCAGCAUGCUCUGCACGCGCAGCCCAGGGGUUGUGAUUUCCCGGGGUUUCGGUUUCCGUGGUUGGGUUGCAGAAGAUUGGAGUCUGUCGGAUAAAGAGAUGGAGUUUGAGCUGCUGCCUAAUCGCAUGCCUGGUGCAGCGGCUUAGUUCCAGGCAGUUGGAAACGUGUGUGUGCUCUUCAUUCCGGUGGAUUACACACAGCAGUUCUUACAGGGGAUGGCCUCUCCCGAACAGGACAUAGUGGCUAAGUUUCCCAUUAGGGGAUGGAGAGUAUGGCCCCGAUCUGAUCUUGGCAGACGGAGGGCUUUGCCUUCUGGAGCUGGCCUCUGCCGUCUCCUGCCGCUUGGGCCUUUAUCUGCCAGGCUCUCAGCACUCAGUGCUGGUCCUGUUCCAUCUUGCAAUCCGUUUUCCAUCGACAGCGUGUUUGAGAGGAGAAGCACAGUGGCCAUGGAUGACCUGGGGGAAAACACCACCGUUCUGUCCACCCUGAGGUCUUUGAACAGCUUCAUUUCUCAGCGGGUGGAGGCAGGGUCUGGACUGGAUGCUUCCGCCUCUGCCCCAAGCUCUCUGCAGAUGCAGUACCAGCAGAGCAUGCAGCUGGAGGAACGAGCGGAGCGGAUCCGUUCCGAGUCCCAGGUCGUCCAGGUGGAGCGGGAGAAGAUGCAGAUGGAGCUGAGCCACAAGAGAGCUCGAGUGGAGCUGGAGCGGGCAGCUAGCACCAGUGCCAGGCGCUAUGAGCGCGAGGUGGAUCGCAACCAGGAGCUCCUGACGCGCAUUCGGCAGCUGCAGGAGCGGGAGGCCGAGGCGGAGGAGAAGAUGAAGGAGCAGCUGGAACGCCAUAGGCUGUGUAAGCAGAGCCUGGACGCUGCCGGCCAGAAGCUGCGGGAGAAGGAGGACGGCCUGGCCGCGGCCGGCGAGACCAUCAGCGCGCUAAAGGCGAAGGUCUCCGAGUUGCAGUGGAGCGUGAUGAAUCAGGAGAUGCAGGUGAAGAGCCUGGAGUCUGAGAAGCAGGAACUCAAGGAGCAGCUGGCCUUGCAGCACAAGAAAUGUGAGGAGGCGAAUCAGAAGGUUCAGGAGCUCCAGGCCAGCCAGGAAGCGAGGGCCGACCAGGAGCAGAGGAUCAGGGAUCUGGAGCAGAAGCUGUCCCUGCAGGAGCAGGAUGCCGCAGUCGUGAAGAAUAUGAAGUCCGAGCUGGUGCGGCUGCCCAAGAUGGAGAGGGAGCUGAAGCAGCUGCGGGAGGAGAGCGCCUACCUGCGGGAGAUGCGAGAGACCAACGGGCUGCUCAGGGAGGAGCUGGAGGGGCUGCGGCGGCGGCUGGGGCGGCAAGAGAAGACGCGGGAGAGUCUGGUUGUCCUGGAGCUGGAGAAGGAGAGGCUGCUGGCAAAGUUGCAGAGCUGGGAGCGGCUGGAGCAGACCACGGGCUUGAGCAUCAGGACCCCCGGAAGACCUUUCUAGGUUCAUUGUUGACCUGCAGCAGCGAGAGGUGGCCUUGCAGGACCGGAACAACAACCGUCACCAGCAGCUUGACUGUGCCCCAGACGCGACCCGCGAGGCCGGGACUCUUGACCUGAUGCCCCCAUCAGAGAGGUUUCCGUACCCACUGAAGCAAGUUAUCCUGAGCUGCUUUCAGCAGUCGUUUCCUCGAAACAGGCUUCAUGGUUUUUGCUUUCCGCGAAUCCUCUCUUGACGGGCGGAUUGUUUUAUGGGACUUGAACCGUCUUGGUCCUUGAUGACGGCGCGAGCUUCUCUGCUUCCCAGCCCCUGGCCCUGAGAGUGACUGGUGCCGCAUUCCAGACAGGAGCCUGGCCCUGGGACUCCACAGCUGAGCACGCCGCCAGUUUUUAAGCAGAGCCAUUCAGUGCGAUGAGCAGGACCCUCGGCUGCAGGACGUGGUUGAGCUAGCUGCUGACAAACGCAGUUCAGUGACAGAAAUGCAAAAUAAUUAGUCUGGGACCAGAGAUGUCUAAAGAAUAUGUGCAGAACGGAAUAAUCAUCUGGCUUCACGAAGACCAAAUUGAUUUGGAAACAAUCUGGGGAAUGCUCAGCCACUGCGCUGUGGCCCAGACCAGAUACUGAAUCCCGUGACUUGAAGCGGCCUCAGUGCAUUCUUGUAACCGGUGACUGUGA